This is a messenger RNA of Seminavis robusta, 1094 nucleotides long. NCBI's taxonomy places the organism in Eukaryota, Bacillariophyta, Bacillariophyceae, Naviculales, Naviculaceae. The record is from the annotation of a GenBank genome assembly.
GAUGCAGAGCAGCAGAGAUCCUUUCACAGCAGAAAUAGACCAGACCCAAAGAAGCAGACGAAGACCAUGGCACCUCCCAAAGCAGACGAGUGCGGAAAGAAGAGAAAGAACGACGAUGACAAUGCGCCAGUUGGAAAGCAGAAGAAAAUCGUCGGUGUCCACCAAGCAGUGAGCCCGUUUACCAAUUCUGAUAUCGUGUCUGUUGUGACGGGGUAUCUCGGAGUGCAGGAUCUCUUUCGCCUUGCCUUUUCGAGCAAAGCCAUCCUAUCAGUCCUAAGCUAUGAACAUGUGAUUCGAUCUGUCAUGUUGAGAAACCUCGACCACAAGCUGAUCGAUCGGUUUGCAGAGGAGCAUCCCUCGUGCAGUGUUGUAACUCUGGCCAACAUUAUCUAUCAAAUCCAAAAGGAAAGAAUCUAUGUUCCCUCCGUUCCUCGACUGCUGCGUCUGGUGAUUUCACACAUUGGUUGCGAAGCUUGUGGAAAACCAAGACACAAGCGUGAUAUGAGAGGACAUGAGAAUGGAGUCGCACUCUGCAUGCGUUGCAUGGCGAGGCUCACAGCGUACAAAAACUCUCAAAAUGCCAAAUUCCGUCAUGGACGCAUGGCUGGGAGGCACGAUCAGACCAGAGUGAUCUUGCUGAGAUCAACCUACAAAUCGCACCUUCUUGGCAAAGCCGAACCGGCUGGUUCCAUCCUUACGGUUGGGGACAUGGACCAGUGGAAGAACUUUGAAACCAUACUCCAAGGACGCGAUGAAACCUACAAUCCUCGCAAGCACCUCGGGCCAGACAUUGUGGCAGCCUUUCUAAACAUCGGACAAACAGAAGUCCCGGACAACCAUCCCAACUAUUGGUCAGCCCAGUACGUGUGCCACAAGCUCCAGAAACACGGUCCAGAGCCGAGCCAUCGAAUGGGCCGUCCCCUAUUUCACUGUCAUCAUGAUUUUGAUCAAUUUGUGCGGAAACGAAAAGCAGCCGAGGGCCCUGACAGCGACGAUAGCGACGACUGAAUGGUGUAUAGUAUAUUAUGGUAGAAAGAAGAAGAUUGCAUGUGUUUAAUCUGCACAAUGUAGAGAGUAUGGUCUUCGUAUCAAAU